Messenger RNA from Panicum virgatum (switchgrass), 2658 nucleotides. RefSeq names its product leucine-rich repeat extensin-like protein 7. Bases 325 to 2391 code for a protein of 688 amino acids. Lineage: Eukaryota; Viridiplantae; Streptophyta; Magnoliopsida; Poales; Poaceae. The record is from RefSeq and is a predicted model, not a curated record. Gene Ontology annotation, molecular function: protein binding. The transcript is spliced from 2 exons.
UAGUAGUAGAGAUCUCCAGCGAGACGCGCUCCAACUGAGCUGGCUGGCUGGCGGCCCGGCCGCGCCCCAUGUGAGCCCCCUCCCCGCCCCCAGCGCUGCUUCUUCAAUCACUCGCUCACACCCCCAUGUGCCCGCUGCUCUGAAUGCCACUGCGGCUCACGCGCCACCACCCCCCGUCUCCUUCCUCCCCGCUCCUCCGUGAUACCUCCUCCUCCUUUCCCUAGAUCAAGCCCCCCCCCCCCCCUCCAUCCUCCAUCCAGAUCGCAGCAGCCGCCUGCCUGACCAGACAUUCUCCUCCUCGGGACGGGCGACGACCAGCCGGCCAUGACCCCCCGCGGCGCGCCGGCGCUGCUGGUUCUGGCGCUGCUCGGGCUCCUGCUGCACCCGCGCCCGGCGGCGGCGCAGCAGGAGGGCGCCGUGCCGGAGGCGUACGCGGCCUCGUUCGCGUCCCGCUUCGCCGCGCCGCCGUCCUGGUCCUUCCCGAACCCGCGCCUCCGCGCCGCCUACGCCGCGCUCCAGGCCUGGAAGCGCACCGCCAUCUUCUCCGACCCCUCCAACUUCACCGCCAACUGGUCCGGCCCCGACGUCUGCGCCUACAACGGCGUCUUCUGCGCGCCCCUCCCCGGCGGCGCCGCCGGGUACGGCCACGGCCACGGCGGCGAUGGCGACCUCGCCGUCGCCGGCAUCGACCUCAACCACGCCGACAUCGCCGGGUACCUGCCGGCGUCGCUGCCCCUCGGCGUCCCCGACCUGGCGCUCUUCCACAUCAACUCCAACCGCUUCUGCGGCGUCGUCCCGGAGACCUUCCGCCACCUGCACCUGCUCCACGAGCUCGACCUCAGCAACAACCGCUUCGUCGGCGGCUUCCCCGAGGUCGUGCUCGCGCUGCCGUCGCUCCGGUACCUCGACCUCAGGUUCAACGACUUCGAGGGCUCCAUCCCGCCGGCGCUCUUCGACCGCCCGCUCGACGCCAUCUUCCUCAACUCCAACCGCCUCCGCAACCCCAUCCCGGCCAACCUCGGCAACUCGCCGGCCUCCGUCGUCGUGCUCGCGCACAACAGGCUCGGGGGAUGCAUCCCGCCCAGCAUCGGCAAGAUGGCCGAGACGCUGAACGAGAUCGUCCUCAUCGCCGACGAGCUCACCGGGUGCGUCCCGCCCCAGGUCGGGCUGCUCAGGAAGGUCACCGUGUUCGACGUCAGCGACAACCACCUCCAGGGCCAGCUCCCGGCCGCCAUUGGCGGGAUGGCCGCCGUCGAGGAGCUCGACGUCGCCAGGAACCGCUUCGAGGGCGCCGUGCCGGCCGGCGUCUGCGGCCUCGCCAGCCUCAAGAACUUCACCUACACCGACAACUUCAUCACCUCGCGCCCGCCCUGCACCAAGGCCGCCGCCGACGGCGCGUGGAACUGCAUCCCCGGCGCGCCGGCCCAGCGCCCGCCGUCCCAGUGCGCGGCCGCCGCGGCGCACCCGUUCGACUGCAGCAAGGACCAGUGCCAGGCCCCGUCCUACACCCCAACGCCGGGUGGUGGUGGGUACACCCCGACGCCCGGUGCUGGUGGCCGUGGCGGCCAUGGUCGGCGCGGAGGCGGCAAGCAGCCGCCCGCGCCGGUGGGAUCGCCUCCGAGACGCCCCAAGGUUGGAAACCCGCCGCCAUCCAGCUCUCCUACCCCAUCGUACCCGUCGCCGCCUUCGAGCUCUCCUACUCCAUCUUAUCCGUCGCCACCGUCGAGCGCCACCACUCCCUCGUACCACUCGCCACCAAAGGGCUCCACCACGCCGUCAUACCCUCCGCCGCCGUCGAGCGCCAGCACCCCGUCCUACCACCACUCGCCACCCCAGGCUUCACCCUCCACGCCGUCCUACCCGUCGCCACCCUCAAGCUCCAGCACCCCAUCCUACCACUCGCCGCCGCACGGCGCGCCGACCCCGUCCCACCCGUCGCCACCAAAGGGCUCCUCCUCCCCAACUCCAGUGACCCACGCGCCGCCCCCGCCGCCCUCGGCUGAUGAGCCGGACGUGCGUUACGCUCCUCCGCCGCGCUCGUACGGCCCCAUGCCCUCGACGCCCCCGUCCCACGGCUCGGCGUCGCCGCCCUCGACAGGCUACCAGCCGCCGUUCACCGGCCACCCGACGCCGUCGCCGCCCACGGAGCACCCGGGCUACGUCCUGCCGCCGCACGCCCCGGGGACCCACUCCUCGCCCCCGUCGCACCCGGGCACCCCCUCGACGACUCCAGGAGCGCCGCCGACGAAGCACUGCUCGCCGCCGGCCCAGGGAGGGAGCCCCGGCACCGGUGGUGACCACGGGCACGGGCACGGCGGCAAGCUGCCGUUCCCGCCUGUCCACGGCAUGUCCUACGCGUCGCCGCCGCCGCCGGGAAAGCCGUACUACUAGCCCGUGAAGACCGCCCGCCGCCUCGCCGGAGCUCCGGCCAUCGGCACCAGCAUCCACCCGCCCCCGCCAGUAUAAUACUUCUCCUUGCAUCCCUGUAGUAUUUUUUGCUCCUUUUCUUCUUCUUCUUCUUCCUUCUUUGAUGAUGAGUAUUUGAUCAAAUUGAAUCAAAGAGUUGCAAUGUAUUGAUUCUUUCUCACCCCCCUCUUAUUCCCCCUCAUCGAAUUUCAUUAAUUUUUUAAUUGAUCUGGAGAUGUAUAAUCCUGCUCC